AUGAUGAACACGAAAGCAACUCGACAGAUUAGGUUUGCAUUGAUUUUGAUAAUUGUUAUUACCCUGUUAUUGUCUUAUAAUGGUUAUAAUUGCUUUGGUAAUACAACACAUAUAUUGUCUUAUCAGUUUAAUAAUGAUGAUACAAGUGACUCGGGUUCCAGUGGUAUUCCAUUACCAGCAUCAUUCGCCUCGCAUUAUUCAGGCAGUAAAGACGUUCCUUUAAGUAGCGGUGCAUUGAAUUUAUUUUACAGUUCAUUCCAAUGUGUAGGUGGAAAUCCUGGUGAUAUGGGUACUCAAGGUUCUUGGGGUGAUCGACAGUGUAUAUUCCAUAAUGUUUGUGUACAAGGAAACGAAUCAAGUUCACUGUAUAUUGUUGAUUAUUUUUAUCCAGCAUCAAUUUCAUCAUUAAGUUCAACAAUAAUUCGUGUAAAUGAUACAUUUCUAGGUCUACGUCAUGGUCUCCCUGGUGGUGAUGAUGCGCGUAAGAUUCAAGUACGUUUAGUUCCUAUGAACCAUUCAGAUCAAACCGAUCCGAACAGAAAUCUUCGAUAUUUGGAUGAGACUUAUUUAAUGUACCAGAUCUUGCCAGAUAAAGAUAUGAAUUUUGGUCAUGUCAUAUUUGACGAUGCUUUUGGUUUGUAUGCGAUUUUGAGACAAUUUCGCGCUACUCGAUAUAACUCACCUAACAAAAAUCAUGUGCUAGUAUUUCAAUCUUGCGAAGACUUUAAAGGACAUUUGAAUGAACUAUGCGUUAAAUUCACUAAAGGAAUUUUUCCAACCAUUACAUCCCAUCCAGUUCGCUCAAUCAAUUCAUUAUUUGAUUCAUCAGUGAAUUCUAAUCGCAUUUGCUUUCGAGAAUUAGUUGCUGGACAAGGCGCUUCCGGUGCCAUUGGCUGGGGUCCAAAAAAUUUUAACCGUGCUCAAAUUUUCUCUGACUUUCGCACAGAUCUUCUUCUCACUCAUCGAAUUAAUCCAAAUAUCAUUCCCAAACAACAUCAUAUCUUACUUGUUAAUAAAAAUGGCAGACGAAGAUUUCACAAUUUAGAUGAAAUCUACAACAAAAUGUUAUCUACUCCUCGAUAUGCCGGAAUCAAGAUUACCAUUGCUGAUGACUUUAAAAAUUUAACCAUUACUCAACAAUUAGAAUUAUUUCAGACAGUAACAAUUGCUAUAUCACCUUGUGGUGGUAUCUCUUUGCUCUUCUUUUUCCUUCCUCGGCAAUCGGUAUUAAUUGUCUCAGGUUAUCCUUACAUGGCCCGUAUGGAAGCUCAGUUAUGGGAUUAUCAAACUCAUUUACGUGUCAUUCAUUAUCCAAUUCAAUCUAAUGAUGAAUUUGUACUACCACCACAAUAUAAAAAAGAUGACGGAGUAGCUCUUCGCAAUCAUGCAGAUGUAAUUCUUCAAAGUGAAAAACUAUUUGCUCUCAUCGAUAAAGCAUUUAUAACAACUGCAAUGAGAAGUAGUUAA
Adineta steineri is the source of this 1467-nucleotide messenger RNA. The record is from the annotation of a GenBank genome assembly. NCBI's taxonomy places the organism in Eukaryota, Metazoa, Rotifera, Eurotatoria, Adinetida, Adinetidae.